CUUUGGACAUUAAUACGAAUCGUUAAUGCCCAAAAGCCCUAAAGUUAAUUACUCAGCGAAUCUUCAACCUUAAAAAGAAGUAAAGAAAAAUCUCGAAAAUUCUGUUGUAAUUCGAAUGGAAGAAGUAUCUCUGUCUCUGAGAUCUUCUUCUUCUCUCUGGAAUUUCCCAAAUUGGAUUUGAUUGAUGAAAUUGUUAUUUAGAUUAUUAGCAGGAGAAAAUGUCAUGGGGAUUAGGAUGGAAGAGAUCUUCAGAAAUAUUUCAUUUAACAUUGGUAUACGGUGAUAAUGAUAACGAUAGUAAUAGUAAUAAUGCAGAUGAAACAACACCUCGUUCAUCUUCAGUUUCAUCAGCAUCAUCAUCUGUAUCUGCUGCUGGUUCUUUUCAAUAUGAACCAGGUUUACGUGUUGAAUUAGAUUGGUCUGCUGGUGAUGAUGAAGAUCAAAUUGCACUUAGGUUGCAAUCUCAACUUAUGGUUGCUUCACCACCACCACAAGAUUCUGUUGUUGUUGAAAUUAAUCACAAAGUUGAUAGUGGUGAUGAUGACGGAGAAGAUAAUGUUGGUGUUGAUAUGAAAGUUGUUAGAAGAAGAGAACCAUUACGGUUGAUUAUUUUGUCAAAGACUGUUGGAUCAGGACAACAGAGUGAUGGUGUUGGGGUUUUAACUCGUUUGAUUCGGUCUAAUUUGGAAGGAUCGCCGGGGAUUGAUGACGGAGCUCUCGGUUUCUCCGAGCAUUGGAAAUCUGUUACUUGUUUAAGUAUCUCUGGAUGCAGUUUAUCGGUAUUGCCGGUGGAGUUAACCCGUCUGCCCCUUCUUGAGAGGCUAUACCUUGAUAAUAAUAAACUAACACACCUCCCCCCCGAGCUUGGUGAACUGAGAACUUUGAAAGUACUAACGGUUGACUACAACAUGCUGGCAUCUGUACCUGCAGUCGAGCUCAGGCAGUGCGUUGGAUUAGUGGAGUUGUCCCUGGAACAUAACAAACUGGUCCGCCCUCUUCUUGAUUUCAGAGCUAUGUCAGAGUUAUGUAUUCUUAGGCUAUUUGGCAAUCCCCUUGAGUUUUUACCGGAAAUAUUGCCCUUACACAAGCUCCGCCACUUAUCUCUUGCAAAUAUAAGGAUCGAAGGAAAUGACAGUUUGAAAUCUGUACAAGUACGAAUUGAGAUGGAGAACGGUUCCUACUUCAUUGCAUCUAGACACAAAUUGAGUGCUUUCUUCUCGCUUAUUUUCCGAUUUUCUUCUUGUCAUCAUCCUUUACUAGCAUCUGCACUGGCCAAAAUCAUGCAAGAUCAUGGGAAUCGAAUCGUUGUUGGUAAAGAUGAGAACGCCGUGCGGCAACUCAUAAGUAUGAUGAGCAGUGAUAACCAACAUGUGAUUGAACAAGCAAGCUCUGCUCUUUCAGCACUAGCAGCAGAUGUUUCUGUUGCCAUGCAGUUGAUGAAAUCGGACAUCAUGCGGCCCAUUCAGUCAUUAUUGAGAUCUGUGGCCCCAGAAGAAUUAAAAUCUGUGUUGCAAGUUGUGGUUAACUUGGCUUUUGCUUCUGAUGCUGUUGCUCGAAAGAUAUUAACCAAAGAUGUUUUGAGAUCUCUGAAAGUUUUAUGUGCCCACAGAGACAGUGAGGUGCAACGAUUAGCUCUUCUUGCUGUCGGUAACUUGGGCUUCUGUAUAGAGAACCGUCGCACUCUAGUUACUUCCGAAAGUCUGCGUGAACUUUUGCUACGCCUGAUGGUGGCAUCCGAUCAGCGCGUGUAUAAAGCUGCUGCACGUGCUUUGGCGAUCCUCGGGGAGAAUGAGAAUCUCAGGCGAACGUUGAGAGGAAGGCCAAUUGCAAAGCAAGGUUUGCGUAUACUUGCAAUGGAUGGCGGGGGAAUGAAAGGUCUAGCAACUGUCCAGAUGCUUAAACAGAUUGAGCAAGGAACAGGGAAGCGCAUACAUGAGAUGUUUGACCUCAUAUGUGGCACAUCCACUGGUGGUAUGCUUGCUGUUGCUCUUGGAAUCAAACAGAUGAGCUUGGAUGAGUGCGAAGAGAUAUACAAGAAGCUUGGGAAACUUGUGUUUGCUGAACCUACCCCCAAGGACAACGAAGCUGCAACUUGGAGGGAAAAGCUGGAUCAACUCUACAAAAGCUCAUCUCAGAGCUUUAGAGUUGUCGUACACGGGUCUAAACACAGUGCUGAUCAAUUUGAGCGAUUGCUGAAAGAGAUGUGUGCUGAUGAGGAAGGUGACCUUUUAAUAGAAUCGGCUGUGAAAAGCAUUCCCAAAGUUUUUGUAGUGGCGACACUCGUGAGUGUAGCACCAGCGCAGCCUUUUCUGUUCCGUAAUUAUCAGUAUCCUGCAGGCAUCCAGGAGAGACCUCUUGGAACAACAGAAAUUACAAGUGGCUCUGCUGUUGGGACAGAUGGUACUGGUACUCAAGCUGGAUUUAAGCAUUGUGCUUUUAUUGGAAGCUGUAAGCAUCAUAUAUGGCAGGCUAUCAGAGCAUCAUCAGCUGCUCCAUAUUAUCUUGACGAUUUCUCAGAUGAUGUGAACCGCUGGCAAGACGGUGCAAUUGUGGCAAAUAAUCCAGCUAUUUUUGCCAUAAGAGAGGCACAACUGCUGUGGCCUGAUGCAAAAAUUGACUGUUUAGUCUCUAUUGGAUGUGGUUCUGUGCCGAUAAAGGUUCGAAAAGGUGGGUGGCGUUAUCUGGAUACUGGGCAGGUUUUGAUUGAGAGUGCAUGCUCAACGGAACGAGUGGAGGAAGCAUUAAAUGCAUUGUUACCGUUGCUUCCUGAAAUACAAUAUUUUCGAUUUGAACCAGUUGACGAACGAUGUGAUAUGGAGCUGGACGAGACUGAUCCUGCUUUAUGGCUUAAGUUGGAAGGUGCCACACAGGAAUACAUGGAGGAAUAUUCAGAGGCCUUCAAAAAUGUAUGUGAUAGAUUACUUCUUCUUCACGAAGAAAAAUCGUCAGACAAGAUGAAUUCUCCAUAUGGUCGUAAAACAACCCUUUCAAACACGGUGAUAGAUGAGAAUAGCCCUUCUUUGGGUUGGAGGCGUAUGGUGCUGCUUGUGGAAGCUUCUCAUAGUCCUGAUUCAGGGAGAGCAGUUUAUCAUGCCCGGUCCCUGGAGACAUUUUCUGCCCGAACUGGCAUAAGGUUAUCUUGUAUAAAUAAAAUUUCGGGGUUCUCAAAGUCUGCACCUGCAACAACUUUUGCUACGCCAUUUGCUUCACCUUUGUUUACUGGAAGCUUCCCGUCAAGUCCACUUCUAUACAGUCCUGAAGUUGCUUCACAGAGGGUUAACCGAAUAGAUUUAGUCCCUCCACUAAGCUUGGACGAGUGCCAAACUGGAAAAUCACCUGGUUCACCACCAAAAUCUCCUAUGCGGCCUAGAGAGCUCUCAGCUCCUGUCCAAUCUUUGCAGGAAAAACUUCAAAGUUCACCGCAAGUGGGCAUUAUACAUUUGGCCCUUCAAAAUGAUGCUGUGGGCUCAAUAUUGAGUUGGCAAAAUGAUGUUUUUGUGGUUGCUGAACCCGGGGAACUGGCAGAUAGAUUUCUACGAAGUGUUAAAUUAAGUUUUAUGUCAAUGGUCAAGGGUCGCAACAGGAAAGAAACAACAGCCUUAUCAAAAAUUUCAACUGUAGCUGAUCUGAUUGCAUACAAGCCGAAUUUCCAGAUCGGGUGUGUCGUCCAUAGGUAUAUUGGACGACAAACUCAAGUCAUGGAGGAUGACCAGGAAAUUGGGGCAUAUAUGUUCCGCCGAACAGUGCCAUCGAUUCACUUAUCGCCAGAUGAUGUUCGUUGGAUGUUCCAGAUUGGAGCAUGGAGAGACAGAAUAAUAAUCUGCAGUGGGGCAUUCGGACCUACCCCAAGUUUAGUGAAGGCGUUUCUUGAUAGUGGUGCCAAAGCUGUUAUUUGUCCAUCAACAAAACCACCAGAGACACAGUCGGCAACGUUUCAUGGUUCAGUUGAAUUCAACACCCUAGAUAACGGGAGAUUUGAGAUUGGAGAUGAGGAAACAGAAGAGGAAGAUAUGCAACAGCAACCACAGCAACCCCCAAGUCCAGUCAGUGACUGGGAAGACAGCGACCCAGAUAAAGCACAAGAGUUGGUGGAUGAUGAAGAAGAGUUAUCGCGGUUCAUUUGUCUGUUAUAUGAUACCUUAUUUCGGGAAGGUGCAAGAGUGGACGUAGCUCUGCAGCACGCGCUUGCUUCACAUCCAAAUCUGAGGUUUUCAUGUCAUCUUCCAAGUAUACCAUAAUUUUGUAAAGAAAAGUAACAUCUACAGAAGAAAAAAAAGAAAACAGAAAAUACAAUAAAGAAUAUAGGAUAGUGUAUCAAUCAAAUUUAAUCGAAAAGGAAUAAAAGGAAUAUAUGAACAUUUAGAUCAAUUUUGAUGUUGAGAAAUAGAUAUCUUUCUUAGUUUUGUCUGUUUAAACAAUAAUUACAUUCAAUAUGUAUCAAAAGACAGUCCAGUUGGUUUGCCAGGAUUAAUAAAUACUUCAGCUGUCCUU
Molecule: messenger RNA, 4491 nt
Organism: Papaver somniferum (opium poppy)
Lineage: Eukaryota; Viridiplantae; Streptophyta; Magnoliopsida; Ranunculales; Papaveraceae
Product: phospholipase A I-like
Exons: 18
Coding region: 219-4238 (1339 amino acids)
Biological process (GO): fatty acid metabolic process
Cellular component (GO): membrane
Molecular function (GO): protein binding; glycerophospholipase activity
Source: RefSeq, a predicted model, not a curated record